Branchiostoma belcheri (Belcher's lancelet) is the source of this 1417-nucleotide messenger RNA. RefSeq names its product nmrA-like family domain-containing protein 1. Lineage: Eukaryota; Metazoa; Chordata; Leptocardii; Amphioxiformes; Branchiostomatidae. Bases 127 to 1032 code for a protein of 301 amino acids. The record is from RefSeq and is a predicted model, not a curated record. The transcript is spliced from 6 exons.
UUUGGGCAGUACCAUAGUAUUCACCAGACGACACUUUGGCUUCACUCAACGGCCAGCGUCACUUUCUGACAAGUCAAGCAGGAGACUGCAUCUGGAGUCACGCGUCAGGGUUGAAAGUUCAGGAACAUGGCUAAAGUUGUCACUGUUUUUGGAGCAACAGGGAGCCAGGGAGGUGGGGUGGCCAACGCCCUGCUGGAGGAUCCAAAGUUCAAAGUCAGAAUAGUGACGAGGAGCGCCUCUAGCGACAAAGCUAAGGCACUGCAGGAGAGAGGUGCAGAGGUCAUUGAGGGCAAUUUUGACGAUGCCAGCUCUCUGGAGCGGGCACUGCAGGGGGCCUACGGAACGUUCUUGGUGACUCAGCAUUCCUUUGAAGAUCCAGACUUUGAUCAACUGGAGAUCAAGCAGGGUAAGGCUGUAGCAGAUGCGGCCAAAGCUGCCGGUGUACAACACGUGGUGUUCAGUAGCCUGGAAGACGUCCAGAAAAUCAUGGGGUUUCCCUGUCUGCACUUCGACUCUAAAGCACAGAUCGAAGAGUACAUGAAGUCUCUCGGCCUUCCCCUAACCGUCGUCAAGUACCCUGGCUUCUACGAUAACUACCUCUCCAGCCGCAUGGUUCAAAAACUGGAAGAUGAUACUUACGAAAUAGCAUACCCGCUGGAGGGCGCUGGCAUGCACGGCAUCAGCGUAGCCGUCGACGCGGGUUUCGCCGUCACAGCGAUCUUCAAGAACAGGGCCGAAUGGCUGGGCAGAACUGUCGGCUUCAGCGCAGAAAAACUCACCAUCCAGCAACACGCAGACAUUCUCUCCAAACACCUGGCACCGAGGGUGUUCAAGCCGAGUAAGAUGACGUCGGACGAGUUCAGUAAUCUGCCCUUCCCGGGAGCGAAGCACCUCGGCGACAUGUUCAAGUUCUACCGCCUGGGAAACCCCGACCACAGCCCGGAGCUGACCCGGCAGCUGUACCCGGGCACCAGGGGCCUGGACCAGUGGGUGGCGGACAACAAGGAGGCGCUGCUGAACGCGAUGUCAUAACAGCCGGGCACGGCGUAGUGUAUCUGUACACUGUAAGCACGUGUAUAUGAAGGGAAAGAAUUCUCAGGAACGCAAUAUGGUAAAAUUCAUUACUGUGUACAGCGACAGCCUCCAGUAACGCUGAAGUGAUGACAAAGAGAAUUAUAAAAGAAGGUGUAAACUACAUGUGACCUGACAGGUUGUUGGGAUAUUAAUUUUGGACAGGAGAUGUCCAUUUCCUUUAAUCAAUUUCAUUUUUCAAAGUUUUUUAAACAUCAGACAAAAUAUUCUAACAAAAGUCCAAUACACUGCAAAGAAAAACUACAUCUUGUUUACUGAAUGCUUGUUAUUUGCCAUCACACAUGUAUUGUCUACAUUGCCAAUAAAAUUGCUUCAAACCCUUUCA